AUGGGACGCACCCUGAAAGUCAUGGUCAGCGACGGAGUUGAAGAAACGCGCCCGCAGCGGAUCCCGUAUUGGCGUAUCUUGACUGAUCAGGGCGUGGUUACUCCUGAGAUCACCGAGUAUCCCUAUGCUGGAUCAGGUACUGAAAAUGAUCCGUAUAUCGUGGAAUGGAUUCCGAAUGAUCCCCGCAAUCCCAUGCAAUUCAGCAGUGGCCUGAAAUGGUCGUACACGGUGCUGGUCGCCCUCGCCACCUUCGCUGUCUCCCUGUCCUCGUCCGCCUACGCUGGUGGCAUUUCCGAAGUCCUCUCGGACCUGGAUGUGAGUGAAGAGGUGGCCACCCUAGGUGUUUCACUCUUCGUGCUGGGAUUCGCCGUCGGACCGUUACUAUUCGCACCUCUGAGCGAGCUUAUCGGACGGCAGAUCGUCUUCAUCAUCACUUUCCUGUCACUAUCGGCCUUUUGCGCGGGCGCAGCAGGUUCCCAAAAUAUUUGGACCUUGAUCAUCCUGCGGUUUUUCGCGGGAUCCUUCGGCUCAUCACCCCUCACUAAUGCAGGUGGUGUGAUUGCCGAUAUCUUCCCCGCAGACCAGCGCGGUCUGGCAACCAGUCUCUUCGCAGGUGCUCCUUUCCUAGGACCGACCUUGGGACCGGUGAUCGGUGGUUUCCUCGGUGAGAACGCAGGUUGGCGAUGGGUCCAGGGGUUCCUGGCCGUCUUCACCGGGGUCAUUUGGAUGGCGGAAACGCUUUGCAUCCCCGAGACGUAUGCGCCUGUCUUGCUUCGCAAAAGAGCAGAGCGCUUAUCUUCAAUAAAUGGCAAGGUCUAUCGAAGCAAGUUGGAUAUCGACCGCGGCAAAGUUUCCGUUUGUGAUGCAUUUACGACUGCCCUCGGCAGACCUUGGAUUCUGCUCUUUUCCGAGCCCAUUGUUCUCUUGCUAUCGCUUUACAUGGCGAUCGUUUACGGAACACUCUACAUGCUCUUCGACGCAUUCCCCAUUGUUUUUCAAGAAAUCCGUGGGUGGAGUGAAGGCGUUGGCAGCUUGCCCUUCCUUGCCGUGAUGAUCGGUAUGAUGAUCGCAGUCGGUCUGAACAUGUACGACAACAAGCGCUAUGUACGCAUUCAUCACCAACACAACGGUUUUGCUCCACCUGAAGCUCGGCUCCCACCUACUAUGUGGGGUGGUAUCGCGAUUCCAAUCGGCCUGUUCUGGUUUGCCUGGACCAACUCCCCAUCAAUCCCAUGGAUCGUGUGCGUUCUCGCCACAGCCCCCUUCGGAUUUGGAAUGGUCUUCGUCUUCCUGGGAAUUAUGAACUAUCUCAUCGACGCAUACACUAUCUACGCCGCAUCGGUCCUCGCCGCCAACUCGAUCAUACGUUCGUGCUUCGGAGCUGGAUUUCCACUAUUCACGACCUACAUGUAUGAGAAUCUUGGCAUUCACUGGGCAUCUUGCGUGCCAGCCUUCCUCUCACUCGCAUGUGUUCCAUUCCCUUUCAUCUUCUACCGAUAUGGAGCCAGCAUUCGUCGAAAGUGCAAGUAUGCCGCUGAGGCGGAUGACUUUAUGCGAGCACUGGCCAAAAAGGCCCAUAACAGUGACCGGGUUGAGGAGAAGCUCCAAGAGGCUAUGGCAGACAAUGAGCCUGUACCGAUGCGCAUUGAACAGUCUCAGCAACGUGAGUCGAUUGACUGGGACACCUUGUCGGAGCGUGUUGAGACAACGUACGAAGCAAAUCCCUACGAUAUUGAUCGCGUGAAUACGCGGAACUCGGCAAUUACCCAGAAAUCGAAAUCCAAGUCCACCAAGGGCAGUGGGUGGAGGAUCUUCGGUGCUGGCAAGUCCUAA
Molecule: messenger RNA, 1833 nt
Organism: Penicillium maclennaniae
Lineage: Eukaryota; Fungi; Ascomycota; Eurotiomycetes; Eurotiales; Aspergillaceae
Product: MFS transporter
Exons: 1
Coding region: 1-1833 (610 amino acids)
Biological process (GO): transmembrane transport
Molecular function (GO): transmembrane transporter activity
Source: RefSeq, a predicted model, not a curated record